CCCUCUGCCCUCCGUACCCAAACCGAAAAUCUGAAAAAAACAAAAAAUCAAAAAACAAAAUUUUUUCAGUUCCGCCGUCGCUCUUACCUACUCCGCCACUUCCAUUCGGAUCUCCGGCGAGUCUAUCCCUAGUUUAUUCACACGCGCACAGAAGCAAAAUCCGAAAACAAAAAAAAUCUCCGAGUUACCUUUGUGAGAAGUGGUUAGGUUUUGGUUUAUCAGAGGCGGUGAUGGCGCAGAUUCAGGUGCAGCACCAGAGUCCCGUGUCGGCUCCUCAAAACGGCGUCGCUCCUGCUCCGAACGCGAACCAGUUCGUGACGACGUCGUUGUACGUCGGCGAUCUUGAUCAGAAUGUGAACGAGUCGCAACUCUACGAUCUGUUCGACCAGGUCGGUCAAGUCAUGACGGUUCGUGUUUGCAGGGACUUGAGCACGCGUCGAUCCCUCGGUUACGGUUAUGUUAAUUACAGUAACGCUCAGGAUGCGUCAAGAGCACUGGAUGUGCUAAAUUUCACUCCACUGAACAACAAGCCUAUUAGGGUCAUGUAUUCUCAUCGAGAUCCUAGUAUUCGGAAGAGUGGUACUGCUAAUAUUUUUAUCAAGAAUUUGGAUAAGGCAAUUGAUCACAAAGCUUUACAUGAAACUUUUUCUUCUUUUGGACAUAUUCUUUCUUGCAAAAUAGCAACUGAUGGCUCUAGCCAGUCGAAAGGAUAUGGUUUUGUUCAAUUUGACAAUGAAGAAUCUGCACAGAAUGCCAUUGACAAGUUAAAUGGCAUGCUGAUCAAUGAUAAACAAGUCUACGUAGGUCCUUUCCUACGAAAGCAAGAUAGAGAUAAUGCUCUCAGUAAGACAAAAUUCAACAAUGUCUAUGUGAAAAACCUAUCGGAUUCAUUGACCGAUGAGGACUUGAAGAAAUUUUUUGGAGAAUAUGGGUCCAUUACUAGUGCUGUAGUAAUGCGAGAUGGAGAUGGUAAAUCAAAGUGCUUUGGAUUUGUUAAUUUUGAAAAUCCAGAUGAUGCUGCUAAAGCUGUUGAGGCACUUAACGGAAAGAAGUUUGAUGACAAGGAGUGGUAUGUUGGAAAAGCCCAGAAAAAAUCUGAACGUGAGCUUGAACUGAAAGGACGAUUUGAACAGACUGUAAAAGAAGCUGUUGAUAAAUAUCAAGGUGUUAACCUGUAUCUGAAGAACUUGGAUGAUAACAUCAGUGAUGAAAAACUUAAAGAAAUGUUCUCCGACUUUGGUACAAUAACUUCAUGCAAGAUUAUGCGAGACCCACAUGGAAUCAGUAGAGGCUCAGGAUUUGUUGCCUUUUCAACUUCUGAGGAAGCAUCUCGAGCUCUCGGAGAGAUGAAUGGUAAAAUGAUUGCUGGCAAACCUCUGUAUGUUGCACUUGCACAGAGAAAAGAAGAGAGAAGAGCAAGGUUACAGGCCCAAUUUUCACAAAUGAGGCCCGUUGCAAUUGCGCCUUCUGUUGCACCCCGUAUGCCACUCUACCCUCCCGGUGCUCCCGGUAUGGGACAACAAUUUUUGUAUGGGCAAGGACCUCCAGCCAUGAUUCCUCCUCAAGCUGGAUUUGGUUACCAGCAGCAACUUGUUCCUGGGAUGAGACCUGGUGGUGCUCCAAUGCAAAGCUUCUUUGUUCCAAUGGUUCAGCAGGGCCAACAAGGCCAACGUCCAGGUGGACGUCGAGGAGCAGGUCCUUUACAACAACCCCAGCAACCUAUGCCAUUGAUGCAGCAGCAGAUGCUCCCAAGGGGACGUGUCUACCGUUACCCUCCUGUUCGCAGCAUGCAAGAUGUUCAACUGCCUGGAGUAGCUGGAGGAAUGAUGUCAGUCCCUUAUGACAUGGGUGGUCUGCCAAUCCGGGAUGCUGUGGGACAGCCAAUGCCCAUUCAGGCUUUGGCUACAGCCCUUGCAAAUGCUCCUCUUGAGCAACAGAGGACUAUGCUUGGAGAAGCUUUAUAUCCGCUAGUAGAUCAGCUGGAACAUGAUGCAGCAGCUAAGGUUACAGGCAUGCUUUUGGAGAUGGACCAGCCUGAAGUAUUGCAUCUGAUUGAGUCACCAGAUGCUCUCAAGGCAAAAGUUGCUGAAGCCAUGGAUGUGUUGAGAAAUGUUGCUCAACAGCAAGCCAACAGCCCAGCUGAUCAACUAGCCUCACUCUCUCUCAAUGACAAUCUUGUGUCUUAGAUCCUGUUAAGCCUGUUGGCAAGAAUCCCCACCCCUCCCCUUUUGGCGUUUAUUUCAUGGUCUCUUCUCUUAGAUAUUUCCUUGGCGUUUAUUUCAUGGUCUCUUCUCUUAGAUAUUUAUGCUGUCAGUUAGUACUAAGCUUGUUAUGUGUUUUUGUGUUUCUGGCUUGCUGUAGGAUUAGUAACUCUUGUUGGAUUGAUUAACUUGUGGAUUUACUGUUUUAUUUCCUUUUCGGUACUACUAGAUUCUUUGUUUGAUUGCUGGAGUAUGUUUGACGUGGGCAAGUUUUUUAUUCCUUAUUAACUAAGUGCUGGUUAAAAUUUUGAGUAAAUCC
Molecule: messenger RNA, 2520 nt
Organism: Gastrolobium bilobum
Lineage: Eukaryota; Viridiplantae; Streptophyta; Magnoliopsida; Fabales; Fabaceae
Product: polyadenylate-binding protein 2-like
Exons: 9
Coding region: 231-2186 (651 amino acids)
Cellular component (GO): ribonucleoprotein complex
Molecular function (GO): RNA binding
Source: RefSeq, a predicted model, not a curated record